Ogataea philodendri is the source of this 1800-nucleotide messenger RNA. RefSeq lists its product as uncharacterized. The record is from RefSeq and is a predicted model, not a curated record. The transcript has a single exon. Gene Ontology annotation, molecular function: cysteine-type endopeptidase activity; cysteine-type deubiquitinase activity. Gene Ontology annotation, cellular component: cytosol; nucleus. Lineage: Eukaryota; Fungi; Ascomycota; Pichiomycetes; Pichiales; Pichiaceae. Gene Ontology annotation, biological process: protein deubiquitination. Bases 1 to 1800 code for a protein of 599 amino acids.
AUGUUCAAGAGGUGGAAACCAGAGAAGUCGAAGAAGGACUCGGCGGCCGCGCCAACGCCGCCGCCAGACGCCGAUUCGUUCAAAGGCGAGUCCAUCCAUUUUGAAACCAUCCAAACACCCGAGGAACCGAUCGAUCCCGCUUUAGAAUUCGCCGUGCUCAACAAUGCGCAGCCCCAGAUGCCGUAUGGAGACGGGUCCGACAAGGUGUUUGGCAUGGAGAACUUUGGCUACACGUGCUACAUCGCGUCCAUCUUGCAAGCCUUAUACUAUACGACGCCUUUCCGCCACGAGAUCCUGUCUUUUCCAGAGCGAGACCCCUCGCAUCCACGAAAACGGAAACUGAGGGUUUCGGGGCACAAGCCCCACGCAUACUUGGCGAGCUUGGCGAGCGCGCCUCCGUCCAGCGGCUCGAACGGGUCGACGGCCAACGGUAACGGCGGUGCGGGCGUGUCGCAGAGCUCUAAAGUGCGCAGUUUGUUCAAACAGGGCCAGUCGCAAUCCACCCCAUCCACGGCCGGAACUGUUGAGCAGGACGGCACUUUUGAGCUGAACAACCCGGAGAUAGAGAAAGUGCUUCUGGCCAAGUACCCUGAGUUUGCCAAGCUCAACAUCAACUACUCGCUGAACCAGCAGAAAAAUAUCACCAUCGUUGGAGUCAUGGAUAACCCAGCUGCCACCAGCGAACAGCGCAAAAGACAGGCUCUUUUGCGGGGGCCCGUGAUCAACCUGGACCACUCGUACUCGCAGGAGUACGGCAUGUCGCAGAGCAUCUUCACUGCGCUCAAGGACGUGUUUGAGUGCGUGGCUGAAAACUCCUCUAAAGUGGGGAUCGUGUCUCCUCAAAGACUGGUGGAGGUGGUGAAGAAGGAGAACGAGAUGUUUCGCAGCUCGAUGCAUCAGGAUGCACACGAGUUUCUGAAUUUCUUGAUCAACAACGUGAUCGAGUCCAUCGACCUGUACUGCAAGUCCACGGGGAGGAAAUCAAACAUCCAUCGUCUUUUCGAGGGUCUUCUCACAAGCGAAACCAAGUGUCUUUUCUGCGAAAAGACCUCCACCAGAGACGAGAUGUUCCUAGACCUUUCGAUAGAUCUCCAACAAGACACUUCCAUCACCCACUGCUUGAAGAUGUUUUCACAAAGCGAAAUGCUCACGGGUUCCAAUAAGUUUUACUGCGACGACUGCCAUUCUUUGCAAGAAGCAGCAAAGACAAUUAGACUGAAGAAACUGCCUAAAAUACUAGCAUUGCAUCUCAAACGGUUCAAGUACUCGGAGGAGCUGGGCCGUAACGUGAAGCUGUUCUACAGAGUGGAGUAUUCCAAGGUGCUGCGGAUCUGCAACACGACCGAGGACUCGGAUUACUCCGACAUGUUAUACGAGCUGUACGCCGUGGUGGUGCACAUUGGCGGCGGCCCGUACCACGGCCACUACGUUUCGCUUGUCAAGACGGCCAAGUUUGGCUGGCUGCUAUUUGACGACGAAACGGUCGAGUGUAUCGACGAGAAUUUCGUUUACCGCUUCUUUGGCGACGGUCCAGGACUCGCCACCGCCUAUUUAUUGUACUACAGACAGAUUGAGGAUGAGGAGAAGUACACAGAGCAGCUGUUGAAAGAAGGACUUUCCUCUGCUCUGGAUGGAGAAAUAGACACCAGCGCAUUCCAACACGAAGAACCUGUUCUUGUUGCUCCCGAGGCUGACGAGAAAUCAGACCCGUUCGAGAAAGAGCCGGUGGAGACUCCGCCAAAGCAGGACAAACAGGAAAAGAAAAAACGGGUAUUUGGCUUCAAGCUGGGAAAGAGUUGA